AUGUCAGAUCUAGAAGGUGCCACCAACGCUGCCAAAGUGUUAGCUGAAACUUCGGCGGAGUCUAAUAAAGAACCAGUUGUAGAGCAAAGACAAGAAGAAUCUCCAAAACUGAGUAAAUCCGCAAUUAAAAAGCUUCGUCGUCAACAGGAAUGGGAGGCAGGCCGUGAGAAGCGAGCUGAAAUACGCCGUGAAAAAAAGAAGCAAAAAAAGGAAGAGAGAAAGCGCAAAAUCGAAGCUGGCGAAAAGGUUCCGAGUCAAAAGAAAAAGAUUAGAGAAGGAAAGGUGAUCCCUUCUGACAUGCGAAUCGUGUUGGAUUGCGGUUUUGACGAUUUGAUGAAUGAAAAAGAAAUUGCUUCCCUGUGUCAACAGUUCACCAGAUGUCACUCUGCAAACAGAACUGCUUUGCACCCAGUAAAGUUCUGUGCUACAAGCUUUGGUGGCCGUCUUGAAGCCAGACAAGAUUAUGUCCUUCGAGGCCAACAAAAGAACUGGAGUCGCUACCAUCCCACACCAAAAAGCUACCUGGAAGAAUUUCCUGAAGAGAAAAAAAAAAUGGUAUAUCUUUCAGCAGAUUCGGAUGAAACCUUGCAUGAAUUAAAAGAAGACGAAAUUUACAUAAUUGGAGCCCUCGUCGACAAAAAUAGGUACAAAAAUAUUUGCGACGAUAAAGCAAAGAGUCAGGGUAUACGAACUGCAAAACUUCCAAUUGGGGAAUAUAUUCGUAUGUCCGAUCGAAAGGUCUUGACUGUAAAUCAUGUUUUCGAGAUUCUAUCCUUAUGGUUAGAACAUCGCGAUUGGGAAAAGGCUUUCAUGGAAAUUAUUCCUAAAAGAAAAGGACUUUCUGCUUUGGAUGAAGACAAUAGCAGAGAACAAAGCAUUGAUGAGGAAAGUAAUUCUCAAAAGGUUGAAGAAGUUGAAACCGAAGCAAACUCGGCGGAUGAAAUUGAGAUGCCAGCUGAGAAGAAGUUAAAGACUACGGACUAA
Molecule: messenger RNA, 984 nt
Organism: Schizosaccharomyces octosporus yFS286
Lineage: Eukaryota; Fungi; Ascomycota; Schizosaccharomycetes; Schizosaccharomycetales; Schizosaccharomycetaceae
Product: tRNA m(1)G methyltransferase Trm10
Exons: 1
Coding region: 1-984 (327 amino acids)
Biological process (GO): tRNA N1-guanine methylation
Cellular component (GO): nucleus
Molecular function (GO): tRNA binding
Source: RefSeq, a predicted model, not a curated record